AAGUGAAAUCUUGAAAAGGGGUGAAUGGAAGUUGAAUCAACAUUAACACAAACUUUAAACUCCAACAAGAAACCAAACAAGCUAAGAUCUAUCAGAUUUCCAAGACUGUCUUUCUUGAAAAAAACAUCCUCAAAAAAUAGCUCAAAAUCAAAGUUUUCUUGUCUCUCCAUUGAUCCAACAAUUGAUAACUUGAGCUCUGACCAACUAAGUCUAGUGAAAAUGCCAGAUUUAUCACCAAAUUAUAUGAAGGUUACAACUAGCUAUGAUGCAAAGAAAGGAAGUACUUCUCAGAAGGGGAUUGGAUCAGUAGAUGAGAUCUCAAUUGAUUCAUCAACUUCAAGAUCAUUAGCAGCUGAAUUAUCUGCACAAAAUAAGGAUGACAAAAUCAAGAACAGACCAGUAAUGAAAAAGAUAAUGAAGAACUUUGGGAGCACAAGGUCAUUUAGAAGAAGGUCAAGAUCAGUAAUCAAGAGUCCUAUAUCUGAUUAUGCUGCAAGUUCUCAUAAUUCAUCUUCAGUUGAUGUUUCAGAAUCAUCACCACCACAUUAUAGGAAAACAACAAGUUGUUCUGAAGGUAAAAGUUAUUCUCAUUCAAGUUUACAUAAUAGCUAUGAAUCUAGCUUUGAUAGUAGUGAUCAAAGCCGGAGUCCGAAAAAAUAUGUGCAGAGUUUGUCAAGGACAACUAGUAUGAGAAGUGUCAAGAUUUUGAUAAAUAAGGCUAGUUUUAAAUCCAAGAGGGGUUCCUCUAAAUGCUGUCAAAUUCCGGAUAAGGCAACGUGUUCUUCGACUCUUAAGGAUUCUAAGUUUCGCGAACAUGUGGUGUUUCCACCCGGACAAACUGAAUCAGAUAGGAUAUCUAAGUUUAAAGUUUGUUCAUAUCAUCAUUGUUCUCUACAUGGAGGACAUUAUGAUGAUCCUUCGCCCCCAGUAAAGCGCGUCUAUAGGAGGAAAAGAGUGCUGAAAUCACAAAAAAGUAUCAGAAUGAAAAGUGAGUCAAGAAAUGGAGAGAAGUUUUCUGAAAUGACUCAAUUCAGCCCCAGUGCAGAUCCUUCUGUUUGUGUAGAAAGCAAUACUAAAGAAGAUGCUGGAUUUUACCAGGCUCUUGAAUAUGCUGAUCUUGCUGAGAUUGCCUUUGGUGAAACAUCAUUUCCAGAACAAAGUUACCAAGAGACACUCAACAUAAUGAGAAAAUAUUCUACACAAGAACAAGACACUCAUUUUACAGCUUCAACAUGCUGCAAUUGUAUGGCGCGAGAGCGGAGUGAAUCUGUUUCUGUUACUGAUGCUGUAGACUCAAAAGAUGACAGUACUACAGCAUCAGCUGUUUUCGGUCACCGGGAGAGAAAUCUUUCACUUGUCUUAAAGCAAGAUGAUAGUGUCUCUACAUCUGGUAAGGAUGAAAGUAACAACAAAACGAGAUCGGUGUUGGAUAUUUUUAAUGGAGCAAAAUGUAGCAGUGCAAACACUCAGUCUGAAGAUGGACUAUUCACUAAUAGAACGAGAUCGGUGUUUGAUAUUUUUCACGGAGAAAAAUGUAGCAGUGAAAACUCUUCAGUUUCAGCUAGAAAUAUCCAGCUGGAACUUGGAAAUAUCCAAGAAAAGGAUGGCAAAGCUGAUCUGGACGAGGACGUUGAUAGCACAUCAGGUUCAGCUGUGGAUUCUGAAUCCAAGAAUUGUCUUCCACUUGAAGUUGCUGAACCAAAGAAGAAGCAUAUGAGCAUGUGGAGUAUGAUUCGUAGGCAUAUGAUUCCGGAUGCAUCUGCAGAAUCUGAAAACAAAUCGUCUAGUGGAGUUAAUGAAGAAAGUUCUGACUCAUGUUCGGCUUUUGUUGAAAGAGAAUUGAUACCUGCAAAUGAGGAUGCAGAAAAUCAAGAAGUUGAAUUGCGGAAGCUUUUCGCCAUCAAGCUGGUACGAGAAGCAAUCGAAAGAAUCCUUCUUCCAGAAGUUCAAUCUGAUGACCAAUCAGUUACAAGCGAGUCCAGUGCAGAUCAAGAAUCCUUGGAAAUGAAUCACAUUGAAGUGUCUACCAAAGAAAACUUGGAGUCAAAAAGUUUGAACACAGAAGACAUUGGCGGCUCAGAGAAGGAGCCAGCACGAAAAGAUGUCAAAAGCAAACCCGAGAAGAGAGCACCAAAACACUGGAGCAAUCUUAAGAAGUGGAUACUUCUCCAACGAUUCGUUAAGGAGUUGGAAAAGGUGAGAAAGAUCAAUCCAAGGAAGCCGCGGGUUUUGCAGUUGAAUCCUGAUCCUGAAGCAGAAAAGGUUAACCUAAGACCUCAAACAGCGGAUGAGAGGAAAAGAGGAGAAGAAUGGAUGCUUGAUUAUGCACUUCAGAAGGCGAUAAGUCAACUUGCUCCGACUCAGCAAAGAAAAGUGGAACUGCUUAUAAAAGCAUUUGAAACGGUAGUUCCACCCCAAGGAGACAACAGCCAGGUUGCAUUUCCUAACCUCAGAGCCAGCAGUGAAGAACAUUUGCAAAUCACAAGCAAGGAUAAUGAAUUGGUCACUAGAGCAGGCGAUGUCUCUUCAGUUUCCGAAUGUGAGGCCACUGAGAAUGCCACUAUAUCCAGCGACGAGAAGGUAAAAGAAGCAGACAAUGUGGAGCUCCAAGAGUCGCACAAAAGUACAGCUGUAGAUUUACAUUCAGUAGCGAGAGACAGGAAGUUAGAGCUUGACAAUCAUGAUGGUGAACUGUCGGAUUCAUCCGCUGCAGUGAGCAUCCAGAGUUCAACUUCAGCCUGUGAUGCAGCAAUGCAAGAAAAUGUAGCUAUUGCAGAGUCAGCAAAAGAACGUGAAAAAGCACCUAAAGCUGUUCGGGGAUUUUCUCUCCUAUUUGCAAUGUCCGAUCCAAAGAAAAACGAGGCAGCAUCCCAAAAUCAGGUGGAUAAGCGGAACUACAUCAGCAUGUGGCACAUGAUAUCACAACAUGUGCUAUCAGAUGUUGCAUCAAAAGUUGGAAAUGAACUACUUGAUGGAACUGAUGAUGAGGUGGAGGACAGCAAUACACCAACUAGAACGAGAACCUGUAAUUCUCGCCAGGAUUUCACCGACACAAAGGAUGAGCCAGAUACAAGCAGAGAAGAUCAUAAUCCAAUCCACAAUGGGAGAAAUUUUUGCAGAGAUGAUGCUGUCAAACUCAUACGAGAGGCAGUUAACGAGAUCCUUACAACGCCAAUUCAAGAUGAUUCAUCUGAUACACAGUCGAUAACCAGUGACAUAACCAUGGACCAGGGGUUCUCUGAUAUGGAAGGUGAAGCAAAGAACAGCUCAAAUUCUACAGAGGAGAGCUUGACAAAUCAUGGCAUGAGCGAAGAUGGAAAAACGUUGGAUCAAGAAACAAAGGGUCCGGAAGCUAAUACUAUCAGCACAGAAGAAGACAAAUCACUCCCUUUAACCAAGAACAAAAUUGAGCCACAAAAGUCCAAAAACUGGAGCAAGCUGAAGAAGUUGAUCCUCCUCAAGAGAUCAAUCAAGGCACUGGAAAAAGCUAGGAAAUUUAAUCCACGAGCGCCUCAGCUUCUGCCUCCUACGCCUGAUCAAGAACCUGAAACAGUGGAUUUAAAGCAUCAAAUGACAGAUGAGAGGAAAAAAGCAGAAAAAUGGAUGCUUGAUUAUGCGAUGCAGCAUAUAGUAACCACGCUAACUCCUGCCAGGAAAAAAAGAGUGGCGAUGCUUGUGGAAGCAUUCGAAGCAGUUGUUCCACUCCCAGAAAUAUGAAUCCAACAAAUUCUUUGACUACUUUCCUAUAGGAACUAUGAAGGUUAUAACUUGAGAAGUUGUGCAUUUGUAUUGGAAGAGAUUGUUUCAGCACAUAAGUGAUCAAUACAACAAGCUUUCAUUGAUUCAUUGUGCAGCAAUUGCUAAAUAGAAGUUUGAUGUGAGGGUGCAUAUGAAGUUUUGUAUAAACGUAGAUAGGAACUAUUAUAUUUUCUGCUACAGAGUGUACUCUAUAUUACUAUGACAAUUAUAUUAUCAGCUCUGAGAAUGGUCAUGUAUGUAUUAAUGGUCAGUUAUAUACAAUCAAAAAGAAGGGAGCCUUGGAGCAACGUUAAAA
Molecule: messenger RNA, 4054 nt
Organism: Nicotiana tabacum (common tobacco)
Lineage: Eukaryota; Viridiplantae; Streptophyta; Magnoliopsida; Solanales; Solanaceae
Molecular function (GO): calmodulin binding
Source: RefSeq, a predicted model, not a curated record